UGUGGGCUCUAAUCUUAUUAAAGUCCUGAGUCAGGACACAUAAGGGUAGUUAAUUGUGGCUACGCCCCCCCCUACACGCUUUCCUCAGCUGAGAGUGCAUAAAAAGGCUCAAGUGCACGAGAGGAAGAGGAAGCAGCAGAGGAAAGUCAGAACACAGCAACAACACGUUUUUUGGGGGAGGAUACUGGAGAAGGACGGAGCUGAAGGAAAAUCUAACCUUGAGUAGGUGGACUUAUCAGCGCUUUCUUGAACCUUGCUCCCACGCGCAUGUAGAGAAGCCACUUCGAUCACAGGCAAAGCAAACUCUCAGGCUGGUCUUCAACUCCUGAAAGGGAGCGGAAAUGCUAAGAACCGGAAUACUAUUUUAGAUAGCAGAGAGAAGAACAGUGUGAGUCAUCUUCAUCAAGCUCCAUUUGUAGUUCCUGGUACUGGUGAGGGGCUGCUGAUAAUGAACUUUGGAAAACACUAACAGCAUCCCUCAAGUGACCUUGGGGUUUUCUCCGCAGAUGGCAGGAGACCAUCUCAGAUAGCUGCAGAUCCUAACUACCUUAAAAACCCAGUGCCUGUGACAAAAACUGACAGAAUGUCCUUCAGUCCGCUUCCAACAGAGGACACCUCCAAUGGUUGUUCGCCCUCGAUAAAGACCAAAGGAGACCAGGAGUCUAUGAAGCUAAAGAAGGAGAUCUCCCUGCUCAACGGGGUUUGCUUGAUCGUGGGCAACAUGAUCGGCUCGGGCAUCUUCGUGUCACCCAAGGGCGUCCUAAUCCACAGCGCCUCCUACGGCCUGUCUCUAGUGGUGUGGACCGUCGGCGGCAUUUUCUCAGUCUUCGGGGCCCUGUGCUAUGCGGAGCUGGGGACUACCAUCACAAAAUCGGGGGCCUCCUACGCAUACAUCCUGGAGGCUUUCGGGGGUUUCCUGGCCUUCAUCCGCUUGUGGACAUCACUGCUUAUCAUCGAGCCCACCAGCCAGGCUGUCAUCGCCAUUACCUUCUCCAACUACAUGGUGCAACCCAUCUUCCCCACCUGCAUAGCACCCUACGUGGCCAACCGGCUGCUGGCGGCCGCUUGCAUAUGUUUGUUGACCUUCGUGAACUGCGCCUAUGUGAAAUGGGGAACCAGGGUACAGGACUUCUUUACCUACGCCAAAGUCAUCGCCCUUAUUGCAGUCAUCAUCACAGGCCUGGUCAAGAUCUUCCAAGGUCACACACAGAACUUUGAGGGCCUCUUUGAAGGGUCUUCCCAGGAUCCAGGAGACAUCGCUCUGGCUCUCUACUCUGCUUUGUUCUCAUACUCCGGAUGGGACACGCUCAACUUUGUUACCGAGGAGAUCAAGAACCCGGAAAGGAAUCUGCCACUGGCUAUCGCCAUUUCCAUGCCAAUUGUGACAGUCAUCUACAUCUUAACCAACGUGGCCUACUACACCAUCCUACCCAUGAACGCAAUCUUGGACAGCGAUGCCGUCGCAGUGACCUUCGCAGACCAGGUGUUCGGAGUGAUGAACUGGACCAUUCCCUUGGCGGUGGCUCUAUCAUGCUUCGGAGGACUUAACGCUUCCAUUCUGGCAUCUUCCAGGCUGUUUUUCGUGGGCUCCAGAGAGGGUCACCUGCCUGACAACCUGUGCAUGAUUCAUGUGCAUCGCUACACGCCAAUCCCGGCGCUGCUCUUCAACGGAGUCAUGGCUCUGAUCUACUUGUGCGUGGAGGACGUCUUCAAGCUCAUCAACUACUACAGUUUCAGCUAUUGGUUCUUUGUCGGCCUUUCCAUUCUAGGACAGCUUUACCUGCGCUGGAAGCAGCCUGACAGAAAGAGGCCAUUGAAGCUCAGCUUGGUCUAUCCGAUCAUUUUUUGCCUCCUCACCAUAUUCCUGGUAGUCGUGCCAUUGUACAGCGACACGGUCAACUCCUUGAUUGGCAUCGGCAUUGCCUUGUCCGGCGUGCCGGUUUACUUCCUGUGCUGCUACACUCCCGCCCACAAAAGGCCAUUGUGGUUACGAAGUAUCAUCGCAAAGUCUGGGGUGCUCAUCCAAAAGGUCUGCUUCUCGGUUUUAACAGAAGUGGACGUCGAUCACAAUGACUGAAUGCGCACACGACAGACACGCAGAUACGGCACCUGCUGAAAGUUUUUUUAAAGAGAAAUUUCAUGUGUGGCAUCACAUGACCUGAGAGAUCUAUUUUUAAAUAGACUGUUUCUAUAAGACGAUACCAUUCGUAUGUCACUCCAUUGUUGUUCAUUGUCACUCAAACAUUGAAUGCGUUGAGCUAUUUAUAAUAAAACCAUGAGGAAAAAGGAUUGGUGUCAAGUGCUUUUGCAUUUUCAUAUAAAUUCAUACACAAUGACAACAUUUUUACAAUAAAU
Messenger RNA from Corythoichthys intestinalis (scribbled pipefish), 2355 nucleotides. RefSeq names its product solute carrier family 7 member 7 (gene slc7a7). Gene Ontology annotation, cellular component: membrane. Lineage: Eukaryota; Metazoa; Chordata; Actinopteri; Syngnathiformes; Syngnathidae. The transcript has 12 exons. Bases 584 to 2077 code for a protein of 497 amino acids. The record is from RefSeq and is a predicted model, not a curated record. Gene Ontology annotation, molecular function: L-amino acid transmembrane transporter activity; basic amino acid transmembrane transporter activity. Gene Ontology annotation, biological process: amino acid transmembrane transport.